Paraglomus brasilianum is the source of this 702-nucleotide messenger RNA. NCBI's taxonomy places the organism in Eukaryota, Fungi, Glomeromycota, Glomeromycetes, Paraglomerales, Paraglomeraceae. The record is from the annotation of a GenBank genome assembly.
AUGGACGUAGAAAAAGGCCAUGCUCACGUAGUCACGAAGACCAUAAAUGAUAUUUACAAUCUUCCCCAAGAAAAACCACUUACUGCAGAUGAGAAAUCCUAUCCAGUCCUUAAUGCGAUACUGACUCUUCCUUCAGUCAACUCAAGAAAUUAUCGACUAAAGGAGUAUGAGAUAUUUGGGUCAAACGUUAUACCUUUCAUCCCUUUCCUCGAUGCCGACAAUUUCAGACACGGGUCUUGUCGAUUGCAAUCCGUCUGGAGUAGGGAUUACGACGGAUAUAAUUACCCAGAGAUAGAUCAUGGGAAUUCGCUAGAUGGAUCAUGGGACUGGAAUUUGUUACUCAGAUCCGAACAAACCCCGCUAACAGAAACGCCGUUAAUACCGACUCAUUCUUACUUGAGGCGUCACCGUGUGAGCCACGAGUUAGACAAGAGUCCAGAGGAAGCGACAGCGGAAGUAGUAGCGAAGACCUUGGAGAAGAGCCCACUUAUCGAUUACGAGUACCUGAAAAUACCAACAGAGGCAGAGUUAAUAGCAGACAUACGACGAAUGAUAGAAGGCGAUGGAGAAGAUCCGACAGAGUUGCACAUAGCGGAAGGCCCGGUAGACCUACCAAGACAUAUUCCCAGAGUCCGACACACAAGAGGAAGAGGAAAGAACGUUCUCCCCAGCUGGAAGCAUCUCAGACGAGGACGGAUAUAG